CCCGGGUUUGCCCCUGCCCAGUAUCCCCUGUGGUCGCCGCUGCCCCGGAGGCAGCGGCCGUCCCGCCCGGAGCCCCGGCGCUCCAGCGCUCUCGGAGUGCCUGGAGCAUCGGCACGGCAGCGACUGCCCGGGUUCCUCACCGGAGUCCGUAAUAGGUGUUCUUGGAAAACGUUCUGGCACUUCAGAGCUGAAAAAGGACAUGAGGAGUAAAAGGACCCAGAAUCUCACUGGUCAGAAUGAAACAGAUGUUGAAAGAUUUUUCAAAUCUAUUGUUAGUAGUGCUCUGUGACUAUGUUCUCGGCGAAGUGGAGUAUCUCCUGUUGGAGCACCCGGAUCAUGUAGCCUUCAGCAAUGACACAGUGUCUGUGGAAUAUCAGUACUACAGUGGUGGUAAUGUGACAGCAGAGCCUGUGUCCAUCCUUUUACUGGAUGCCAGCACCAGUGAGAUAAUUGCAAGAAAAUUGCUUCCAGCAAAUCAGUCUCAGGGGACGGUGGCGUUUGAGUGUUUCCAUUUCAAGAGUGCUGGUGAUUUCUUGUUCAGAAUGGUCUCUCCCAGUGACAACAGCAGUGCUGCCCAAUGGAGCAGAAGCACUGUGUCCACCCUCCAUGUGGAAUGGCCUGUAUUUCACAUUGAUUUGAACAGGAGUUCAGAGGUGCUUGGGAGCUCCCUUCAGGUUGGACUUUUUACAAAUGAGCAGUUAUGCGCCAUGAACAAGACUGUGAUUUCACUGGAUGUGAUAUUCACCAGCACCCUUUAUGAAUUCAGAAGAGUAAGCUCUGAUGAGACUCUGGGCAUUAGAACUAGCAAAGGAAUCCCUCUGUCUAGGUCCCAGUGGGUAGAGUUUGAUUGCCCACCCAUCGGUCAAGAAAUAUACAUCACUGUGUUACUGAAAUCGUUAGAAACACAUUCCAUCAUUGCCUCUAUAGGACCUGUAGAUCUCCUCCACAAAUUUGGAUACAGACUGGUUGUGGCAGCAGAACCUACAUGCAAAACUUUGGUUCAGGUCUUCGUAAUCUCUCCACCAUGCACUUCUAUCAGUGGAAAAAUUGUUGUUUAUAAAGAGGCUCUCAAGCAUCCAAGUCAAAGAACAACUUGGCUGUAUGAAAACAUCCUUCACCCAGGAGACAACAGGACGGAAUUUAACUGCACUUUGUUUGAUGUGGGGAAGAACAAAUACUGCUUUGACCUCCUCAAUUUCUCAAACCGAAGCUACUUUCCAGCAAGAGUUAAGGAGUGUAUGCUGAUCCAAAGGAAUAUGGAAACGUGGAGCCGGUGGCAGCCCUGGAGCCCGUGCAGUGUCACCUGUGGGGACGGCAUCCGGGAGCGCUUCCGAGAGUGCCUCAGCUCCUCACCAGCAAAACCAGGCUGCGCUGGGUCGCCGAGGGAGACUUCCCUGUGCUCGCUGGAGGAGUGCGUGUCUGUCCAGCCUCCCACCCCACCCUCUGUUCAGCCAGGAGAGGACCAGAAAGCAAAUAAUAUAGUUACCAUCACAGGUAUCUCGCUGUGCUUGUUCAUCAUCUUUGCCACUGUUCUUAUCACGCUCUGGAGGAAGCUCUGCAGAGCUCAGAAAUGCAGCACCGCUGUCCGACGAAACUCCGUCCAUUCCCCGGGCUUCCGGAAGAACUCCGAUGAGGAGAACAUCUGCCAAGGCAACAAGCAGCGGGACAGCUUUGCUGAGGGAGGGGAUGCCCCUGUUAACAUUCCCCUGACCUACAGGCGAAGCCUCCAGUUUGCCCAGGAAGAUGAUGCCUCUGGAAGUGAAAACUUUCAGCCAAAUGCCCAAAAAAUUAUCCCUCCAAUUUUCAGCUACCGCCUGGCACAGCAGCAGCUGAAAGAGAUGAAAAAGAAAGGCCUGACAGAGACCACUAAGGUGUACCAUGUCUCUCAGAAUCCUCUCACAGACACGGUUCUUGGUGCCACCACAAUGCUUCCCUUGAGUGGGGAAAAGCAAGAGGAGGCAGCAGCAAACAAAUUUCGGAUCAAAUCUCCAUUUUUGGACCAGCCAGCCAGUCAGCCCAAGUUCCUGGGAGAAGGCUCACACCCUAGGCUGGAUUUUCCAUUCUCACAGGCCAAUCCUGCAAUGAGCCCAACCCAAACCUUAGUAAGAAGAGGUCAUUCCAAGCACCAGGAUAACAGAGUGGACUUGCCUGAGAGGGGCUCUCACAGAAACUCGCAGUUCAGAAGAACAGCCAGUUUCCAUGAAACUAAAAAGGCCAGGCCUUUCAGAGAGAGAAGCAUGUCCACUCUCACACCCCGACACGCCCCUCUCUACAACUCCAGGACCAGGACGUGGGACCAGGGUCUGGAGGACAGGACACGGCCAAAAUCAAGAAGUGCUAAUCCAGCUUGUGAAAAGCUGGAUCAGCCCCACAGCACAGUGCUGGGCUGUGAACCACAGGGCCAGGGCGCAAAGCCCCACCACAGGGCGGGUGCCCCGGUGAGGAAGCUGGACCUGAUCACAGACCGCCAGCCUGCCGGCCAGGAGAAGGCAGCUGAGAAGCCUGAGCCCAGCCGAAGUAAGAGGGGCCCUUCACCUAACCCCAAAGGUGUGUGGCGGAAAGAAACAGGCCCAAGUGGCAAAGAUAAUUCCCAGAGAGGCCUGAGUGUCAGCCCUGCCCAGUAUCGAAGGGACAAGUGCCAGAGCUUCCCCUUGGACCCCGAGUUUGCCUUUUAUGACAAUUCUACUUUUGGCUUAACGGAGGCAGAGCAGCAGAUGAUCGACCUCCCUGGGUAUUUUGGCUCAAAUGAAGAAGAUGAAACAAGUACUCUGAGCAUUGAGAAGCUGGUGAUCUGAGUCACUCAUUGCGGCCCUGCAGGAGUGGCGUGCGUGGGAGAGGAUCUGCAGGAUCGGCUGGCUUCUGGUGGAACAAAGAGCAGGAAUCACGUUACCUCCACACACAGCAGGAAGGGAUAAUGCCCCAGGUCUGGCUUGUGGGAACAUAUUCCUUUCUAAUUACUGAAAAGAGCUUUCAUAUAAUUAUUUUUUGUAUGUAUGUAUGUACAAGGGACACAAAGUACCCUGGGAAAGAAUGUGUGAGUUAAGGUGUGGCGCAGGAAUAGCCAAUAGAUUUUAUUGUGUAAAGCAGUCAUGUUUUGUGCAUCAUACAUGAUGAUGUCCAGUGACAUUUCCCACCUUGUGGACUCUGUACUGGUAGACUGUUGGAUACUGAAGCAUCCACUGUCCAGCACCCUCAACCAUCUGCCCUGAUUAGUGAAUCGUUUCCCAUCUAGAAAGCACAAAGCUCAAGCUGUGAGCAAUUCUCAUCAUUUUUCUGAUAGUCAUCAGUGUUGAUUUGUCAUUGUUGCUCAGAUAACUCAUACGGUGGGGAGUUUUUAGCUGAUUGCAUGAAAGUGCAAACAAUUGUUGCUGAAUUCCUGAGUGAAUUUAAAAUUGAGGAGGCAUUUUCAUCAUUCAAGACUUUGAUAUUUUCUUACUGUCAGUAUUUAUAUCAAGAAAACAAUGUACAGAUAUUUGCAGGAAAUUAGUACAAAAGGCAUGGUGUGGGGAGGGCAAAGGAAAUAAAUGAUCAGAUUUUAGUCCUCACAGAAAUGUUACUGCAUUUACAUUCAAAUGUUACUACAUAUUACCUGUAAAAAGCAGUGAGAGAACUGUUGAAUUAUGCAUUAUUUCCAUAGUCAUCCUUUCCUUUAUUAAAAUUUUUAAGUGUAAAUAUAUUGACAAUAAUACUACUAUGGCAAAGUCAAAAUAAAUUAUGAACAAAACCAGCAAACAAGAUUAU
Molecule: messenger RNA, 3741 nt
Organism: Ficedula albicollis (Collared flycatcher)
Lineage: Eukaryota; Metazoa; Chordata; Aves; Passeriformes; Muscicapidae
Gene: THSD1
Product: thrombospondin type 1 domain containing 1
Exons: 5
Coding region: 237-2795 (852 amino acids)
Cellular component (GO): cell surface; cell periphery
Source: RefSeq, a predicted model, not a curated record